CUCGAGAACACAGCGUAAUCAAAACCAAUCUGGAAGGCGUCACCGCAAUAAGGCAGCCGAGAUGAAUUGCGAGUAUCAAGCAACUGAGAAGCUUCGCUUUGGGUCUUGAAAAGCUUGUCCCUUCCUCUUGAGUCCUGAACCUAUCUUUCACGCUUCUUCUACACAAUAUGUUGGGCCAAAUCACUCUUGUCGCACUUGCGUUUGCUCCAUUCGCCGUUUCACAAAUAUCAGAGGGGUUCGAGCAAGGCUGGAACCAGACCACUUGGACAACAUAUGCGCCGGACUGCAACCAGGGUGGCAAGAUCACACUCGACACCACGACCGCUCGCACCGGAAAGAACUCGAUCCGUGUUGAUGGCGCCGGUGGCUACUGCGGGCACAUCUUUGUCGGCACCAACAAGGUACCCACUGGCGACGUAUACGUGAGGACCUACUUCAAAGCCGCAAAGGCGUUCACCGACUCCCAUGUCACUUUCAUCACCCACCCUGACCCAGCUCAGGGCACGAACAAGCACCUACGCAUUGGUGGACAGUCGAAGAUCAUGAUGUACAAUCGCGAAUCAGAUGAUGCUACUCUCCCAGACCUCUCGCCGCAGGGAAUUGCAACGUCCGUCUCGAUUCCAGUCAACAGCUGGCGCUGCCUCGAGUACCACCUUGGUACUGAUGGUACUAUUGAGACCUGGUUCAAUGGCACUGCUGUCGCGGGUCUGACGUCCAAGCCCGGCGUUAGCAACCCAAAUGCUGCGCAGUGGCAGAGGAGCAGCAUCAAGCCGAAAGUCACUGGGGUGUACUUCGGUUGGGAGAGCUACGGUGGUGAUACAAACACCUUCUGGUAUGAUGACAUUGUAGUCAGUGACAAGAAGAUUGGCUGUUAAGGAGCUGCGCGACGGUGUUAGGAG
Messenger RNA from Boeremia exigua, 899 nucleotides. RefSeq lists its product as uncharacterized. The record is from RefSeq and is a predicted model, not a curated record. The coding region runs from base 168 to 875 and encodes 235 amino acids. The transcript has 2 exons. NCBI's taxonomy places the organism in Eukaryota, Fungi, Ascomycota, Dothideomycetes, Pleosporales, Didymellaceae.